AGGCUUGGCUAUAGCAUUAACCAUAAGAUACAGGACAGGUGAGGAGGAGAUGGUCGUCCAGGAGAAUCAGUGAAGUGGACAGAGCGUUUGGGAGAGAAAAAACAGCCAAGUUUAAGAGGCGUGAGAGAAAAGUGGCAGGGGCUGCGAUUGGAAAUAAGGCAGCAGGUGGAGUGUUGUUAUUCUGGACCAACAGUGGAUCAGAUUUAAGCCCAGUUUCAUUUUCAGAACAUCCCUCCUUUGCCAGUGUGGUGUAAUUCACUUGAAAGGUCAGCUUAGGUAGAGUUUUGAAGCCCACGAGAUACUUUUAAAACCUCACGAGCCGUUACCGUUUGAAACAUCAGCAUCACAAUGUGUUCGGGCAGCUUUGCGAGGUGUCUGGGGUACACUCUGUUGCCUCUGUCGCUUGUGUGUGUGCUGUGUAACAUCCUGCUCUUCUUCCCCGGUGGAACGUCUGUGGACAGCGGACACAUCACAGAGCAAGUCUGGUACUUUGGAGGCAUUCUGGGAUCUGGAUUGCUGAUGAUCUUCCCAAUUCUGGUCUUCCUGGGUCUGAAGAACAAUGACUGCUGCGGUUGCUGUGGCAACGAAAGUUGUGGGCGGAGAUUUGCGAUGCUGACCUCCAUACUGUUUGCAGGUGUGGGUGUUUUGGGUGCUGGUUACUCACUUAUAGUUUCUGCUGUGGCCAUAAACCGUGGACCUGAGUGUGUGGUUUACAUAAACGGCACAAACAAGCAGUGGGACAGUCCCUUCUCAAAUGGUGACUACCUGUCCAACAAAACUCUGUGGUCCACUUGUUUAGAGCCAGGUGGCGUGGUGUCCUGGCAUCUCUCUCUGUUCUCUGUGCUGCUGGUCAUGGCUUUAAUCCAGAUGGCGCUGUGUGCAGUGCAGGUGGUGAACGGCCUGCUGGGAGCUCUGUGUGGUGGCUGCUGUGGAGGAAGCGACUGAGGCGUCUGAGCACUUCCUGCGAGAGUCUGAAGACAGCUGUUUCCUGUAUUUAUUCUGAGGGUGACAGUAAUCUCUUUCUUUAUCCCACAGCUACAAGUUUCUAAGUCAGAGCUCAUUGAUUACAUUGUGUAUUCUAACCACACUGGUGAAAUGACAGAGCUCUUAUAUAAACGGUUUCUCAUUUACUCUCUAGCAAAUACUGAUGACUCAAUUUUCCAACACUAAACACUGCAGUUAAUGUGUUCUAGAAUCAGUUCUUUUCCCCAUUCAAUCAAAAGUAAUAAAUAGUACUAACUAUCCAAAUUGUGAUACAUGUAUGAAGAGCAGCAAAAGCAAAUAAAUAAAUUAUCCAUUCAAACUUAAAUAAAAGUAGCAAUCAGUUCAAACGUACUGACUUUGUCCCUUCAGAUAAGACAUUUCUGCUGCAUGACUGCCCCCUGCUGGGCGUUUUGAUCGAUAGACAUGAAUCUACACCAUCAAGAAAAUCAUCUUUUAUCUUGAAUCUUGUUAUCAGUGGUCACUAUGACACAUUGCUCAUUGUAUGGAUGUAACCACAUGUAACCACUUUCACUUGUCAUUUACACAUGCUUACUUAUGUGGGCCCUCCCAUAAUGUGUCUGAAGUCUCAUUAAAGUAUGUCCUUCUUUAAGUGUGUGAAUGUCUGAUCUGAUUUCAUGGUGGUUUUACUAACAUCAGCAGCCAGCAGCAGUUACACACCCGUCAGCUCGUGGGAUAUGAAUCUUACUGUCUUAAAAACUCAGUGUCUGUCAGCAUUAUUAUAAAACUAUUUUUAUUUCUACUCCAAUCAAUAGCUCAGUGAAUUAAAUUUCUUUGUUAGAUGUAAUGUAGUUUAUCUAGACAAAUAAGAGUUGACACAAUGACACAAAAAUCUCUCUUCCCCUUCUGUUUUUCUUGUCAUAACUGAUUAAAAAAAAAGAUUAAAGAU
This is a messenger RNA of Scatophagus argus, 1891 nucleotides long. RefSeq names its product transmembrane 4 L six family member 4 (gene tm4sf4). Lineage: Eukaryota; Metazoa; Chordata; Actinopteri; Scatophagidae. The transcript has 5 exons. The record is from RefSeq and is a predicted model, not a curated record. Bases 349 to 945 code for a protein of 198 amino acids. Gene Ontology annotation, cellular component: membrane.